UACGAGGCGGACUCUUCUUGCCUUCCCUGGAUCUUUUCUUCUUCCUAACACACGUUAGUCGACGGUAUGUGGACCCUCAAACUCUAAGCGUUGUUGAUUGCAUCUUUCUCUUGUUCGAGCUACUGCAGCAUCUAGUAAUGCACCCCAUGAAUGGGAACCUGCUGAUACAGAACAGCCUCUUGUGCUACCACCGCCAUUCGUAGGCUGAGAUUUUUGGGGUAAUGGAUUAUGGGCGCUCCCGGUGACUGUACAUAUCACCGCAACGGAUUUGUAAGGCCCGAAGCCCGACUUCUCAACGUACCCCAUCAGUAUCUCACUGCGUACAAAUACUGAUAACGGUAGCACCUAUUAUGUAGUUGUGGUUCACGACUUGUUUCACGCCCGCCAUGUCUCUUCCUAAUCCAAACACUCCAUUGGCAUACCUGACGCCCACCCUUGCCACCCAGUUCGAAGUCUCCAGGUAUAUAUAUGCUGUGACUCUCGGGGCUUAUAUCUGGGACAUUGUCAUCAACCUAAGCAACGACUAUAAGUUACUUUUCCGCCUUAAAGUGAAUUUCCCAACCGUGGUUUACUAUCUGUCGAGGGUGUUCACUCUCAGUUAUAUCCUGACCAGUUUCAUCUUCCAAGUUGCCAGUGUCCCGAAUUGCCAGGCUCUCCAAAUUUCUUUGGGGAUCUGCAUGGCACUAGCUCAGUCUACCACAGCUAUGCUCUUUCUUCUUAGGGUAUAUGCGGUAUGGUACGGGAGCAAAAUCAUUCGCGGAGUGUUUAUUUUCUUGUGGGUUGCGGUUGUAAUAGCCUCUGCCACUGUCCCAUUCGGCAUCGAAGGCGUUCACAUUGGACCAACUCAGCAAUGCAUCAACUCACAGGUUGCAGGCUACAUAGAGUCCACGCUGAUAAUGGGACUUAUCAAUGAUAGCGCUGUUGUAGCGGCUAUCUCGUAUCGUAUUGUGAGGAAUUGUGCCACUGGAGAUUCAUUCCAAGUUCGCAUGCGAACGUUCAUGGGCAGCGGGUCCAUCCCGCAACUUUCUAAGGCCCUACUGCAAGGUGGUCAACAUUACUACCUGAUUGCUGUUGCCAGUAACAUCGUCAUGCUUGUGCUUCUGAAGGAUCCCAGUGUGCCAGCCGUGUACCAUGGCAUGUGUAGCAUUCCAGCCGUAGCUCUCAUCAAUGCGAUGGCGUGCAUCGUGUUUCGGGACAUCAAAUUCGGACGCAUUUCUGCAGAUGGCACCACCAAUUUUCCUUCCACAGAUCUGUCACACACGUUCCUUAACAAACCAUCUGCAAGCCGUUCUCUUCCCCUUCAUGUUCGCAGCGCCUAUUCUCAGGAUGGUGAGUCUUACAUCAGGAAAACCAAUACCGUGGACAAGGCCGCACAGGACGCAGAGUUGAACAUAGAAUACGAGCGGGAUGAUUCCUCCCUGCCGAAAAUGGUUUAGAGCUAGGUUGACGAAGUUCUCGCCACAUCUUUUGUUCCAAUACUAUGUAGUAUGUGUUUAGUCGUUCGACAUCCAUCUGUUAGGUUUUCGAAAUCAAGUAUUAGGUUCUGUGUACCGAUUAUUCUU
This is a messenger RNA of Suillus discolor, 1562 nucleotides long. RefSeq lists its product as uncharacterized. Bases 387 to 1436 code for a protein of 349 amino acids. NCBI's taxonomy places the organism in Eukaryota, Fungi, Basidiomycota, Agaricomycetes, Boletales, Suillaceae. The transcript is spliced from 5 exons. The record is from RefSeq and is a predicted model, not a curated record.